Messenger RNA from Eremomyces bilateralis CBS 781.70, 1242 nucleotides. RefSeq lists its product as uncharacterized. The coding region runs from base 1 to 1242 and encodes 413 amino acids. NCBI's taxonomy places the organism in Eukaryota, Fungi, Ascomycota, Dothideomycetes, Eremomycetales, Eremomycetaceae. The record is from RefSeq and is a predicted model, not a curated record. Gene Ontology annotation, molecular function: DNA-binding transcription activator activity, RNA polymerase II-specific; transcription cis-regulatory region binding. Gene Ontology annotation, cellular component: RNA polymerase II transcription regulator complex. The transcript has 4 exons.
AUGUCCGAUAGCAGAUCUCUCGACGAUUUGGCCGCCGCGCCCGCGGUCGGGAGGGAGGAGCAUUUGCGAGACGUGUCGACAGAUUCGCUACAGUCCACGCCCGAGCCGGAGCCUGAAGCAUCGCAGGAGCAUAAUCUUCAGCAACCGAAGCGAAAAGGUGGGCGCAAGCCGAUCUAUGCCACGUCCGAGGAGCGGAAGCAGCGCAACCGACAAGCGCAGGCGGCCUUUCGUGAACGGCGGACCGAGUAUAUCAAGCAGCUGGAGGCCACCAUCAAGCAGCAUGAGGAGACGCUGCAAACCCUCCAGGCCAACCACCGCAAUGCCGCGGACGAGUGUCUGAUGCUGCGGUAUAAGAACUCGUUGCUCGAACGAAUCUUGCUCGAAAAGGGGAUCGAUGUUCAAGCCGAACUCCAUGCGAAAGGAGGCAGUCCUCAACUCGGCGCGACCCGAACGACCACCGCACCAACACCCAUUUCCAACCAAGCCCGCUUCAGCUUUCCCCGAGCAGCAACCAACCCAGCCCGCCGCUCCGUCGGCGCCAUCCCCGGAAAUCCCGAUGGCGCUCACCCCCUCCAAAACCGCUCCCCUCACCUCCAACCAACGCCCACUUCGCAGUCCUCCUCGCCCCCCACCACCUCGACCCGCUCCCCGAACUUCCUCCCGCAGCCCAAUAGCAACAUGUCCCCGUCCUUCAACGCGGUGCCGGGGGCCACCGGUCAACCUAUAAGACCGCAGCAACCGCCCCCGCUGCGUCCGCAGGGCAAUCCACGGCAAUCACCCGGUCGACUGGUGACCAGCUACCCGAACUCGGGGGCGGCGCAGAACGGGCCGCGGAGCGCGCCGCAUCAAUUCUACCCCUCGCCAUUCCAGAACCACAUCGAUCAGCUUGAGCAAGAAUACGACGCCGAAGCCGACAUGGUCGACGAACCCUCCCCCAGCGACCCUCCCACCGCCCGCUCGCCCUACCCCCACAACUACUACAACCCCGCCUCUCAAAUGCAAAGCAUGCCCCCCCCUCCCGCCGUCGCCUCGCAAGGGCCCAACCAACCCUUCCCCCCGCCAACAGCCGCCCCGCCCCAGCCACCCCAGCCGCAGCAGCGGCGGCCACCGCCGCAGGGGGAGAGUGGGAUGAGCGGGGCGAACCGGUUGUUCGAUCCGUAUGAUCCGAUUUUGGACGCGGAUCCGUUUGGGUUGUCGGCGAGUAUGCAGUUCCCGACGCAGUUUACGUAUGAGACACGUUGA